Haemonchus placei is the source of this 1293-nucleotide messenger RNA. The record is from the annotation of a GenBank genome assembly. Lineage: Eukaryota; Metazoa; Nematoda; Chromadorea; Rhabditida; Trichostrongylidae.
AUGCUCAUAAUAGGAGUACUCAUUUUGGGAGUCGCUGGCUACCUGGCUUAUCUAUACGUCCGAUGGCAACAGCGGCAGCAAGAGCUUUCCGUAAUCGUCGAGAAACGUCGACAUGAAAGGCAAUUUUUAAUGGAUGCCGCGUUGAAAUCGGCAGAACUGUUAGAUGCUCAGCGAAGAGAUAUGAUAGCUUCAUGGACCUUUCAACAACUUAGAGAAAAUCUCCAGUCUGGUACCGUCACAUGUAUCGAAGUGCUGCGAGCUUAUCAGUGGAAAGCGAUAAAAGCCCACGAAAAGACCAAUUGCAUAACGAUUGCCGCAAUAAAUUUUUUCAAGGAAGCGGAAGAGUGGGCUUCUGAAUGGGACAGAAAAGCCCAGGAAAAAAGCUUUGUAAAGCCAGCUUUCUUCGGUAUACCUAUCAGUCUCAAAGAAUGCGUGCCGCUCGAAGGAUAUGAUCAGACUCGAGGCUUUGUACAAGACGUGUAUGCUCCCACUAAAGUCGAUGCGGUUAUGGUACAGCACGUCAAACGAUUAGGAAUGAUACCAUUCGUACAAACAAAUGUACCUCAGUCUAUGUUGUCAUACAGUUGCUCCAAUCCGGUUUACGGUACCACAAACAAUCCAUUGGAUAAAGAACGCACUUCUGGUGGCUCGUCUGGUGGAGAGGCAGCGAUUAUUGCUGCUGGUGGUUCAGUGAUAGGUAUCGGCGGAGAUGUAGGUGGUUCGAUAAGGAUCCCUUGUCAUUUUACUGGAAUUGCUGGAAUAAAGCCAUCCCACUUGCGAUUCUCCCAUCGAGGAGUUUGUGGUUCUGUUCCAGGACGACCACUUAUCAACUCUAAUGAUGGUCCGAUGACUGUGGACAUAGAGACCACCGUAGAUUUUCUGAGAGAGAUGUGGCGUGAUGACUGGGCUUCAGUGCAGGAUCCGUAUAUUCCGCCAGUACUGUGGAAUGAAGAGCAGUACAAGGGGGGCAGCACAUACCGUAUCGGAUACUAUGUAGACGAUGGAUGGUUCACUCCGGUUCCUGCUAUACAGGUAAUAACAGCACCAAAGCAUAACGUACCAGGUAAACUCUUUGCGGCCUGCUGCUACACCGCAGUUUUCAAUCUUCUUGACUUUGCAGCAGGAGUCGUUAAAGUAACAGAAACGACCGCAGAAGAUGACCAAAAGCUGCGUGAGGAGUACCCGGAAACAGAUCCGUGGUAUCGAACGGCCAAAGAAGCUUGCAAGGUUUGUAGUACUGAUUAUUAUUUGAUGGAUUUGGUAUUCUUGACAUUCAUAAAACGCUCACGUUGA